Molecule: messenger RNA, 3482 nt
Organism: Chenopodium quinoa (quinoa)
Lineage: Eukaryota; Viridiplantae; Streptophyta; Magnoliopsida; Caryophyllales; Amaranthaceae
Product: katanin p80 WD40 repeat-containing subunit B1 homolog
Exons: 19
Coding region: 391-2787 (798 amino acids)
Biological process (GO): microtubule depolymerization; microtubule severing
Cellular component (GO): katanin complex
Molecular function (GO): microtubule binding
Source: RefSeq, a predicted model, not a curated record
UUUUUUUCUUUUUUUUAAAGGGCCAUCACUAUUCCUCAUUUCCUCCUAGAUCUAUAUUUCUUUCUCACGUUUGCGCUGCCUCGCUGCACCUCUUCUCUCUCCUCCAUUGAAGCGUACUGUGGAUUCUCCAUUAAUGCGACUUGUGAGCUUUAUCUCCUCCAUUGAAGUGGCUUGUGAGCUUUAUCUCCUCCAUUGAAGUGGCUUGUGAGCUCUAUCUCCUCUAUUGAAGCAGCUCCCGAGGGGAAAAGAGGACAUACAUUGCUGCUUAAUUGGGGAGAUCUAAAUGGGUAGGUCUGUAAGAUGAACAGCAACUGUCUUGUCCACCCAAGACGGAACUUCUUCAAGGUUUUUGAUACUGGUGUCGUAGAUUAAUCUUCACGCCUCGCCUUCAUGACGACCAAACGUGCUUAUAAGCUACAGGAAUUUGUAGCACAUACUUCUGCUGUCAAUUGCCUGAAAAUCGGAAGGAAGUCGUCAAGGGUUUUAGUCACUGGAGGGGAAGACCACAAAGUCAAUCUUUGGGCCAUUGGAAAACCCAAUGCCAUAUUGAGUUUGUCAGGUCACUCAAGUGGGAUUGACUCAGUAGGUUUUGAUUCUUCAGAAGUUCUUGUUGCUGCUGGAGCAGCAAGUGGAACAAUCAAGCUUUGGGAUCUAGAAGAAGCAAAGAUUGUUCGAACACUCACGGGCCAUAGAUCCAACUGUAUAUCUGUGGACUUCCAUCCAUUUGGGGAGUUCUUUGCAUCUGGAUCUCUGGAUACAAAUUUAAAGAUAUGGGAUAUUAGAAGGAAAGGUUGCAUUCACACUUACAAAGGCCACACUCGAGGGGUCAAUGCCAUUAGAUUUACCCCGGAUGGGCGCUGGGUUGUAUCCGGUGGUGAGGACAACACUGUCAAGCUGUGGGAUCUGACAGCCGGCAAACUACUGCAUGAGUUUAAGUCUCAUGAGGGGCAGGUUCAAUGCAUAGAUUUCCAUCCGCAUGAGUUUCUUUUGGCUACAGGUUCUUCUGACAAAACAGUCAAAUUCUGGGACCUUGAGACUUUUGAGCUAAUUGGUUCAGCAGGACCUGAGACAUCAGGAGUGCGUUGUAUGGCCUUUAAUCCUGAUGGGAGGACCCUGCUCUGUGGAUUACAUGAAAGCCUAAAGGUUUUUUCUUGGGAACCGAUUCGUUGCCACGAUACCGUGGAUGUUGGAUGGUCUAGGUUGUCAGAUCUGAAUGUGCAUGAGGGAAAGCUUCUUGGAUGCUCUUACAAUCAGAGCUGUGUUGGAGUUUGGGUGGUUGACAUCUCGCGGAUAGAGCCAUAUUCAGUUCGUACGCGCUCCAAUGGACAUUCUGAAUUGAAGUCUGCUUCAUCUGGUAAUUUGUCAUUGCAAAACGAAAACCCUGCUAAGGUUGGAUCAGGCGGGCUAUCAACAUCACAUAAUUCAGAUUUGGCAGAAAAAGAAUCAAAACCUUCAGGAAGGCAUUUGGUAAAUUCAAACCAAUCAAAUAAAGAUUCCAGAGUCUCUCCUAAUCCCGGUGGUAUGCCUAGCACCCCUCAGCGAGUCAAUAUGAGCACUAGUCCAAGAAACACAUUGCAACAUACAGCGGUAGUUCAGAAAAGGAAUUCCUCAAAAACACAAUCAACGCCAAAUGCUUCUAUAAACAGUAAACCUGAUGUUACGCCCAUAAUUGUCCCAAGAGAUGAUGCAAGACUAGAGCAAGCAGAAUUCAAGAGGGAAGUAUUUUCCAGGAGAACUGUUCCUCAUCCUUCACAGUCUAAGUCUUCUGAGUCGAGAAGGUUUUCAAGCGCAACUGAAGAAUUUGAUGGGCCAACUAAUACUGUCCAACCUGAAAACACAGCUGUUAAGGCACCAGAAAUGAGCGGAGUUGCAAACAAGAGUAUGUUACCUGCUGUCAGAAACCUGAAUACUAGUCUUCCUGUUACAGAGAGGAACCUGAAAGAGGAUAGGUGUGUCGGCUCAAUGAAGGUUGAAUCUAAUUCCUCAUUGCUGCCUCUUACCAGCUCUCCACUUGACAAUUAUGAAAUUCGAGUACCUAAAACAAGUAAAGAUGCUGGUUCCACAGAACGUGCUGGAAGAACCCGGUCAUUGGUUGCAAACUGGGAGAAUAGAGAAAGAUCCCCCUCUUCUGAAGAUCUUACUACUACCAGCAGUACCUCUAUUGCAAGCAGUGCUGUUGACUCACGUCCUAUUAAGAUGAAAUCUAAGCCGCGGGGAAAUUCUCAUUCAACUGAAAAAGACAUGCCUUCAGUGAGUUCAGUCACAGACGAUGAUAUUAUUGCCCAGAUUAUUGGAAGGCACGAUCAUUUUCUUUGUUCUAUGCAAUCACGUCUGGGUAAAUUACAGGCGGUGCGUAGAUUUUGGGAUCGUAAUGAUGUUAAAGGGGCUAUAGGUGCAAUGGAGAAGAUGGCUGAUCAUAGUGUCAUUGCUGAUGUAGUUAGCCUUUUGACAGAGAAAACUGACGUUGUUACAUUGGAGAUUUGUACGUGCCUCUUGUCACUACUUGCAAGCCUUCUUGAGAGUGAUAUGGAUAGGCAUUUAGGUGUUUCACUUGAUAUGCUGGUAAAGCUGGUGAGAGUAUUCGGUUCAGUCAUUUAUUCUGCAGUAUCAGCAUCAUCUUCUGUGGGUGUGGAUAUUGAGGCAGAGGAAAGGUUGGAGCGGUGCAACCUUUGUUACAUUGAACUUGAAAGGGUUAAGCUAUGUCUGCCAGCGCUUAUGAGAAAAGGGGGCUCAGUUGCGAAGUCUGCACAGGAGCUUAAUCUAGCGCUAAGUUCUGCUUCUGAAUGAUGAGAGAUUCCAUUUCUUGAUGGAACAUAACAUCCAAACCACCUGACUAUUUAAUCGAUGAGACUGCUGCUCCUGAUCUGUCCCAGUACAAGUCAAACACCAUAAUGCAGCAUGCAAGUUCAUGCUGUCUGGGCUUGUGUGUUUAAUCACAUGCUAACUGAAAUCAUUAACCAAUAUUGUUUAUACUUCAUGGCGACUGAAGGCGGAAGCUUGCUUGUGUAGCUCCACCUGCUAAAGUCACAAAGUAAUGCAGGCGGCCACUGAUCCAUUGCGCCUCAUGGAGCGAAAGCUAUUGGUGCUUAAGUGCUUUUACUCCUCUAACCCAAUAUUCUGUAACCACUGGUUUCUUGAGUGAAGGUGUAUUAAAUUUCUUUUGCUCCCAUUUGUAUUUGUGUACCAAGAAAGUUGAUUCACUCAAAUAUGCUUGUAUGUUCAAUUUUUGUGCGUGUCGUGUAGAUAGCUUCACCCGUGUUGCUGCUGUUGCUUAGUUAUCUUCAGUAGUACUAGCAAAUUAUGUUGGGAAAUCUGUGAGGCUUCUAUUAUUGGUAGUAGAUUUAUUCUUUCCAAAGUAGGGUUUGAGAGUGUAAAGUCUUGGUAUGGGGUACUGAAGAUAAAUGGUGCUCUUAAUUUUUUAUUGAAAACAUUACUUAUGGCAGUCUGCAUUGUUUAUAUACUUCACCAGCUUCUUGAGCAUA